GCUCCACCAGAUGGCGGCUUCAUGCGCGAGACGCGGAGAAAAUCAAAGCACGAGACGCAGCGGGAGGAGCGCGAGCGAGCGGACUUGAAGUGAAGAAGCGAACCGGAGGAGUUUAACGGAACCGACCUGUUAGUUCAGCCAAGCGGGAAAAGAGGCACCGAAACCCGGCAAGAGAGCCGCAGCAGCCCGGAACAAGUUCAGUCUGAGAAGAGGAGACGGACAAGACGACUACAGGCAGCAGCAGAGGUAGCUCCUCUCAGCAUGCAGCACUACGGGGUGAACGGAUACUCGCUGCACGCCAUGAACUCCCUCAGCGCCAUGUACAACCUGCACCAGCAGGCCGCGCAGCAGGCCCAGCACGCGCCCGACUACCGGCCGUCCGUGCACGCGCUCACCCUGGCCGAGAGACUUGCUGACAUCAUCCUGGAGGCUCGCUACGGCUCUCAGCACCGCAAACAGCGCCGCAGCCGCACGGCCUUCACCGCACAGCAGCUGGAGGCGCUGGAGAAGACUUUCCAGAAGACCCACUACCCAGAUGUAGUGAUGAGGGAGCGACUGGCGAUGUGCACCAACCUGCCCGAGGCCCGAGUGCAGGUUUGGUUCAAAAACCGCAGAGCAAAGUUCCGCAAGAAGCAGCGCAGCCUCCAGAAGGAGCAGCUUCAGAAGCAGAAGGAGGUUUCAGGAGAAGGAGGCAGCGAGAAGGAGGACUCACCUCCCUCCACCACCAUCCUUCCGGAUACCCAGCUCCCUCCUUCGUCCUCCUCCUCCUCUUCCUCCUCCCUGGAGACAGAAGGUCCUGUGGUUCGUCCUGUACCGCUGGACAUGGAGCUGAAUGUCACGUCAGCAGAACAAUCCGGCAGCGAGUCGGCAACAGAGGAUAAUGCCACAGAUAAGGAGGACGAGAGUAAAUCUCAGAGAGAGGAGAUGAAGAGUGAGAGGGCAGUGACACCCGGAGACGUUUCCCAGACCUGCAAAAGACUCAGCCCUAAGCCAGAUUCUCCCCUGGUCUCUCCGUCAGUGACGCCCUCCUCCUCCAGCAGCAGCCUGGCCAGCACUGGUCCUCUCUCUCAGAGCCACUCUUACUCUUCCUCCCCUCUCAGCCUGUUCCGUCUGCAGGAGCAGUUCCGCCAGCACAUGGCCGCCACCAACAACCUGGUGCACUACCCUGCUUUUGACCUCGCCACCCCAUCUUCACUUCCCUACCUGGGAAUGAAUGUGAACAUGCCGCCUGCACCGCUGGGCUCCCUGCCCUGCCAGUCCUACUACCAGUCACUGUCCCAUCACGCCCAGCAGGUGUGGAACAGCCCGCUGCUGCAGGCGUCGGCUGCAGGCGGCCUCACCAGCCACAACACCAAGACCACCAGCAUCGAGAACCUGCGUCUGAGGGCCAAACAGCACGCUGCCUCGCUGGGACUGGACACAAUGUCUAACUGAGAAUCAGACUGUACAGAGGACAGUGUAGACUACAGCCUCAGCCUACGCAUCACCCCAUCCUGUGACCGUGGUAGCUCUUUAGGAACCAUAUGCAGACCUCUUCUUGAGUAGAUGGGCACAGGACAUAAAACGAUGUCCAAAACAAAACAUGCACUGGACCUACAGAUCUCCACCUGACAUCUCUUUAAGACACUUCCAUGAGUUGUUUGACUCCUCAUAGCUUCUGUUGCAGCUCAAGGUCCAAAAGUACAUCCUUGGGGAAAACCCAGAAGAUACUGAACACUGCUACAGCAAGAUGCAACGGUUCAAGAGAACAAUCUGGCUCAUAGGACAGUGAACGUGUAGCGCCUCACUCAAAAUACAAUUCCAGUGGACAUGCAAUGCUGGACCCUCUGAUAUACUAAAUAAUAAUAAUAAUAAAAGAAUCACCGACAACGAUGUGAACAGCUGAUGAUGGAUGCACUCAGUUAAAAAGACAAUGCAAAUGAUGUUUACAAGAAUAAUGUGAAUAAAUGAGGCACUUUGGAAGGAAUUAGGCUCGUUUGCCAGCAGGGGAAAAAAGAUAUCACUCGUGCAGUAAAGAGACAUUUCAAUUAAGCAAUGUGGUUAUGUACAUAGCAUGUACUACAUAACAGCACAUAAAUAAAAAUAAACCCAAGCCAUGUCCUCAACAGCAUAAUUAAAAGUGACUAAUUUACCAGUUAAAUGGCCAGUAAUAUGCCACUUUGUACAGAGGCUGGCUUGAUAAUGAGAAAAUGAUUUCAGUGACUAAAUUCUCAGAGCUUUUAAUUACAUUUUGCCCUGGGCUGAGGGAGCUGGGGCAAAUGCAAUUAUGAACAUGCAUACCAUUUCAAGCAGCCUUUACAAAAUCUGUACAGCAAAUUGGUCGAUUAAGGUAGCAACGUGACAAACAUCACUGCGAUGACUUGAUCAAUUUUCUGUGAAAACAAAGUGAUGGUAAACACAUUAGGAGUUUUGGUUAAAUUUUGUCGUGACUCAUAUUUUCUCCACUUUUAUUCUCGCCUUAAUAUUCUUUGAGAAAACAUGCAGCUUCCCAUUGAAAGUCACACUGACUGUUAGCACUUGAUGAGGAGAAUCACACACAUUUCUGAUUUUUUUUUUGUUCAUGUGUUCUGGAAGAUAACAUCUUCAAAUGGGAAAAAAUGCACAUUAUUUUAAUAUGUAAAAUACAAAAAAAGUCUAUCUAUUAAUGUUUACUGGUAAGGUAAUUGUAAAGUUCCUAAUAUGUUGUAUAAUUGAUAAUGGACUCAGAAAAAUCUCCUUUAGCUGUCAGAUUGUAAGAUUGUAUUUGCUGAGCUUACUGACAGCCCUGUCUAUUCCCCUCCUCUCUUGGUUGUCUGUGUACUGCUCCUGGGUUGAAUUAAUAUUUAAAAUGCAAACAGUUUCUUUUUUGGAAAUAAUUUAAAAGAAACAACUGGAUAAUUCUGGAUUUCUGGAAAACCACCACCUUCUGUUCUUUGAAAUCAAUCCAGACAGGGAAGUCAAAGCGAAAAUAUUCCAGUGAAUAAUUGACCCGAGUCCUCUGUGUACUGCUGUCUUGACUCUAUUUGAGUUCUGUUGUUGUUUCUAAUGCUGUUCCCCUGACUGUUUCUGUCAAACUACUUGGUCCAGUGUUAGAUAGAUUUAUAACGGUGGAGGAGGGGAGAGUGAUCGGACCAUCAGCAGUGUUGUUUCCUUUGCUCCUCCCAAUUAUGUAGACUUGAACUAGUGUUGUUGUAAAAUAAUUGCAAAUAAAAACAUUGCUUGAAGUUCUUUAUAAUCAA
Messenger RNA from Amphiprion ocellaris (clown anemonefish), 3218 nucleotides. RefSeq names its product diencephalon/mesencephalon homeobox 1a (gene dmbx1a). Gene Ontology annotation, biological process: regulation of transcription by RNA polymerase II. Bases 262 to 1434 code for a protein of 390 amino acids. The transcript is spliced from 5 exons. NCBI's taxonomy places the organism in Eukaryota, Metazoa, Chordata, Actinopteri, Pomacentridae. Gene Ontology annotation, molecular function: RNA polymerase II transcription regulatory region sequence-specific DNA binding; DNA-binding transcription factor activity, RNA polymerase II-specific. The record is from RefSeq and is a predicted model, not a curated record.